AUGGCAAAUCAGAAGAUAAAGUACUCAGUAUUUUUGGAAAAAAACAUCUUCCAUGUAUUAAAUGAUGUUGCAAUGUCCGGUGGUGGUGCAGAGGCGGUCAAACAGCUGGUGGAGAAGUUUUUAGAAACUGGCAUAGUGAACCCUACAGCUCGGAUGUUCUCCCCCUUGGUUACGAGUUACUUACUGAACGAUAAUGUUUCGGGAGCUCUUGACUGCGUUAUAGAAACUCACAACAAGUAUCAGAUUGUUGCCAGACUCCAUGAUGUACUUGUAAAACUUGUUGAAGUUGGUGACAAGGAACAGUUACAGAAAGCUAUGAUGUUCUGUAUGCAGUCAGUCGGCGAUGCCAAUGCGCUUUAUGAUUUAGUAUUUGCAUUUCUAUCAGCCGGGAAAUACGAUCAAGCACGGAGAGUUAUUGAGAAACCAGGUUUUCGGUAUAGAGCACAACGUGUGGAAUGGUACGCGACUAAAUGCAUCAAAACGGGUUUCGAAAAACAGUUGGAGGAAUUGGUGGAGAUUACAAAAGACCUGUUUGAAUGUGACCGAGACAACAUGUACUUCCAUUUGCUGAAACUUUAUGGAAAUAAAAAUGAUUGGCAAAAAUGUCUCGAUGUUUGGACCAGACUACAAGAGGAGCAGGUGACUGUGCGGCCGAGAACUAUGAAAUACUUGGCGGAUAUACUACGAAAGAAUGGGCAAGAAGUGACCUUUGAAACACCCAAGAUAACUAUGAAUCCAGACGCAGCUAUUGAAACAGUACGAGAAGAACUGAUUGAAAAGAAGAUACCACCUGGUGCUGUUGGUACAAAGGCACUGUUUAAAAAACUUAUUGUGAAUAAUUUCGAAUUAGAUAAAGCUCGGGAUUACUAUAAAGUUGAGUUUUAG
This is a messenger RNA of Saccoglossus kowalevskii, 885 nucleotides long. Its product is annotated as leucine-rich PPR motif-containing protein, mitochondrial-like. Gene Ontology annotation, biological process: regulation of mitochondrial translation. Gene Ontology annotation, cellular component: nucleus; mitochondrion. The record is from RefSeq and is a predicted model, not a curated record. Lineage: Eukaryota; Metazoa; Hemichordata; Enteropneusta; Harrimaniidae. Gene Ontology annotation, molecular function: mRNA 3'-UTR binding; protein binding.